Megalobrama amblycephala (Wuchang bream) is the source of this 6385-nucleotide messenger RNA. RefSeq names its product connector enhancer of kinase suppressor of Ras 2a (gene cnksr2a). The record is from RefSeq and is a predicted model, not a curated record. The transcript has 20 exons. Gene Ontology annotation, molecular function: protein binding. NCBI's taxonomy places the organism in Eukaryota, Metazoa, Chordata, Actinopteri, Cypriniformes, Xenocyprididae. Gene Ontology annotation, cellular component: cytoplasm; membrane. Gene Ontology annotation, biological process: regulation of signal transduction. The coding region runs from base 1389 to 4271 and encodes 960 amino acids.
UUAAAGAGCCUCAAAACGUUUUUUAUUGUUUGAAUUUCUUAAAAAACUACAGUUUGAAAUCUGGGAAUAUCAUAAGUUGUCUUGUCCGUCGACGUUUUGUCCGUAUCCUCUUUGCUCCGCAAUGUAUUUUUCACUGCGUGUGGCGUGACAGUGCCACGGCUUGUCGGACAAAGCAACAGUAACUAAGGGGGGAGGGUCUUUGCGAAGGGUCAAUUUGUCAAACAAACUAUAUUCUCACAUUGCCAGAUCUGUAUAGUCCAUAAUCUCAAAUAUACUUUAUAAUCAAAUUAUCAUAACAGUGUAAAAAAAUAUCCACAUCGCUAUGAUCAGAUGCUUUCUUAACUGCUGCUUUCUCACCGCUGUCAUUUUUGUUGUGUUUAUUUUGUUGUUGAGAGUAAAGCACGCAGCACAUACUUACAUAUUCAUCUAAACAUCGCUAUCAGCAGGGUUGAUGGCGUCUAGAUGUUCAUUAACAGUAUAUCGCUGCAAAGGUAUUUCCAACUUCUUUUUACUUCUAAGUGAAGAUGAAUGAAAAAGAAUUUCGCUGUGAAUAUAUGGGAUCUUGAAUCACGUUCAGUCUCUUGUACGCUAUGUGUGCAGGAGUGUGAGCACGAGCAGUAAGUUGCUGGCUGCAGUUCGCUUAACGGCCACCGGUGUCGCUAAUAACAAGGGUUUCUAAAUUCUACAUACAGUAUAGCCGCUUUAAUAGUAAUACAGUAAUAUGUUGUUCUGCUUAUUAACAUGGGAUAGGAGAAAGAAUUGUAGCAUCAAACUGGACACUGAUCACCUUCUAAUAAAGCAAAAUAUUGCUGUGAGGGUUAGGUUUAUGGAUAGAAGUUAUUGGACUAGCAUGUGUGUUCAUGCUCCUGAAUGUAUGUGCAUAAUGCUGCUUUUGAUCACCCUUUGCUUCUUGAUCCGUACUCUUUAUGCAGGAACAAGGUAAUUUGGUACCCUGCCAAAGGCACCCGGUUCGACCGAUUUCUAACACACAAACAGCAAUUUCAAUCACAAUUUAAUUUCUUAUGUCUUAUGCCCAAGACGCCUAUAGAAGUAAAACUAAAGUGUGCUUUUUGGCUUUUUUUCAGAUGGUUUUGUCAGAUUUAGAUAUGCAGAUUUCUCUGAGCUGAUUGCGUUAUCUCACAGAGGAGCGUGGCGUGUGUAAGCUCCUAUCAGCUGGCAGCAGAGACUCUCAGUGCAUUAUUCAUACCCUGAACUUUAUGUUCUGUCUCCACCCACUCAACGCACCUCUACAUAUGAAGCGCGCUCUCUCGCUCGCUCUCUCUCUCUCUCUUUCUUUCUGCCAGGUGCUGAAUAUUCAUUUGGGAUCUCUGAUUGAUCUUUGAGGGUGUGAGUGAGUGAGAGAGCGAGAGAGAGAGAGAGAAUACUGUAUGUGUCCACCAAACUACGGGCUGGAGACUGAAAACCUGAAAACUCUUUCUCACAAGCUCAAUGCCUCCGCCAAAAACCUGCAGAACUUCAUCACGGGGCGCAGACGCAGCGGCCAUUAUGAUGGCCGGACCACCCGCAAGCUGCCGAACGAUUUCCUCACCUCUGUGGUGGACCUCAUCGCUGCUGCUAAGAGCCUUCUAGCCUGGCUGGAUAGGUGUUACUUCUUUUGCAGGUCACCGUUCGCUGCCGUAACAGAUUAUUCCGUGACCCGGAACAACGUGAUCCAGCUGUGCCUGGAACUCACUACAAUAGUACAGCAGGACUGCACCGUCUAUGAAACUGAAAAUAAGAUCCUCCAUGUGUGUAAGACAUUAUCUGGAGUAUGUGACCACAUCAUCUCACUGUCGUCAGACCCCCUGGUCUCCCAGUCGGCACAUCUGGAGGUGGUUCAGCUGGCUAAUAUUAAACCUACAGAGGGUCUGGGAAUGUACAUCAAAUCCACAUAUGAUGGACUUCAUGUUAUCACAGGAACCACAGAGGGGUCUCCAGCAGAUCGCUGUAAAAAGAUUCACGCAGGUGAUGAGGUCAUCCAGGUGAACCAUCAGACAGUGGUGGGCUGGCAGUUGAAAAACUUGGUAAGCUCUCUGCGUGGGGACCCUGCCGGUGUGACAUUGACCCUGAAAAAGCGUCCCCAGAGCACGCUCACCUCCGCCCCAGCCCUACUAAAGAACAUGAGAUGGAAGCCCCUGGCCCUGCAGCAGCCAGUUGUUCCCAGGAGUCCAACCAGCAGCUCAGCCACGCCUACAAGCACAAUCAGCACACCCUCGAAGCGUGAUAGCUCCGCCCUCCAAGACCUGUAUAUCCCGCCCCCUCCAUCUGAGCCGUACACACCCAGAGAUGAAAAAGGUAGUCUCACAGGUGAUGGGGUACCUGUCGCAAAAGGGUCAGAAUCACCAAACUCAUUCCUAGAUCAAGAGUACAGACGGCGAUUUCCUCUCAUGGAAGAGGAGGCCGUCCUGUAUUGCUACGAGUACGACCCCAGCCACGGACCCACAACGUCCCGCCGAGACAGCACACCCACUUACGGUCGUAUGAGGCCCAUCUCUAUGCCUGUGGAGUAUAACUGGGUCCCUGACUACGAGGACCCAGCUAGAAUGAAGAGAGAAGGUCGGAGAGAAAACUCUCUGUUGCGGUAUAUAAGUGAUGAGAAGGCUGCUGAUCUGGCAGGGCGGAGCAUGAAGAGGGACACGGGAAAACGCGGCAAGAAGAAGAGCGAGAAGAGCGGGAGCCCCACCCACUACGCCCUCCUCCCCACCCUCCAAAUGGAGGUGCUCCGGCAGGAAUCCAUGAACACACCCAACCCAGACUCCACCUCUCUUUACCAUACAUUCCAGGGAUCCUCUCUGCUAUCCAAGACCAAGAAAAAGAGUAAAGCAGCUCCGCUGUCCUCCAUCAGUAAGAGACGAAUCUCCUGUAAGGACCUGGGCCGUGGAGAUUGUGAGGGCUGGCUGUGGAAGAAGAAGGAUGCUAAGAGCUAUUUCUCACAGAAAUGGAAGAAGUACUGGUUUGUUUUGAAGGACGCCUGCUUAUACUGGUACAUGAACGAGGAGGACGAGAAGGCCGAAGGGUUUGUUAGUCUCCCCGAGUUCAAGAUUGAUAGAGCCAGUGAAUGUCGCAAAAAAUAUGCGUUUAAAGCGUGCCAUCCCAAAAUCAAGAGCUUCUACUUCGCAGCGGACGGCGUGGAUGAUAUGAACAGAUGGUUGAGUCGUCUCAACAUGGCGGCUGCCGGCUAUGCAGAAAGAGAGCGUAUCCGUCAGGAACAGGCAGACUACUGGAGUGAAAGUGAUCACGAAGACAAUGAGACGCCCUCGACGCCCAAGCAAGACAGCCCACCACCUCCUUAUGACACGUACCCACGGCCACCCUCAAACCAGGUGAGUUGUGCCAGUCCUUACCUAGAACCAAAGCACGGCCGCCUCUCAUCUACAGAAACUUCACAGUCUCGCUCCUCUCAUGAGGAGUACCGCUCCGAACCUCAAGGGGGCAGCAGCAGCGGAGGAGGUUCCCCUGCAAGGAAGUCCGCCAGCCAGCGCCGUUCAUGGCAGGACCUGAUUGAAACCCCUCUGACCAGCUCGGGCCUCCACUACCUACAGACCCUGCCCCUAGAAGAUGCUGUGUUCUGUGAGCCGGGGGCAGGUCUGUCUCCAGAAUAUCGCCGCCAAUCGACUCUGCCUGCCCAACGCACACUGAUGCAGGAACAUUACGGUCCCUUCCCCAUGCUUGAAGGGGAGAGGCUCAGAGACCCUGCUAACACAGCCGGGAAGCCACGCAGCUUCACCUUGCCUCGGGAUAGCGGCCUGCAUGCCCUCCUCACACCCUCCUCCAGCAUGGCAGAACAGCAGCGGGACCCCAGCCGCAGGGAACUCAGCCGAUCUCACUGCAUCAAUAAUGGCGGGGAGCCGGAGUGCCAUCGGCAGGCGGAUUCGCUUGGUGAUUUGUACCGGGCUCUGGAGCGUGCCAGUCUGUCGCCCAUUGGUGAGCACCGCCUUUCCACCCGUCUGGAGUACAAACACCUUUUCAUUCGGCGUUGCAACGAUCCACAGCUAAAUGACAAACUGCAUCAUCUCCGCAUCCUGCAGAGCACGCUAAAGGACAGGGAGGGCGAGGUAGCACUGAUUGACAAGCUGCUGGCAAAUCCUAAGCUCACGUCCUCAGAGUUCCAGGAAUGGAAGAAAGUUUACAUGGAGCUGUUUUCAGGAGAGCCCCAGCGGGACCGUCAGCCCAGCCCCGCCUCCGAGCCCAGCCCUGCCACCACGCCUGAACCCGCCCCCCGCACGCCCUCCCUCUCGCACACGCACUCCUACAUCGAGACUCACGUCUGAUGCACACUUCAGACACAAAAAUACCGGCACAUUAUUUGAAGUAGUCGUCGCUCACUUCCACGGACCUUAGAGUGGACGUUCAAGGUGAAGUAUGGGGUGAAUUGGUGUUUAUGGACUAAUAAUCUGACAUUUUAAUUAUGUGGCUGUGAGGAAUAUAUGUACAGAAUUAACAUUUAGGGAUAAAAUGAUGCAUUGAUGCAUGAUUUUGGAAUUGAAAAUGAAGUUACAUUAUUUAGUAAUUAAUAUAAAAUUACCCAGAGGCUGUCUCAGAUUAUAUGCAAAUUAAAACAGUUGCAUGCUGUCAAGUUUGACUUUCGUUUGUAUCCAUUUAAGUAAUUAUUCAAGUAUUCAAGUCUUUUUUUUUUUUUUUUUUUUUUUUGCUCUGUUAUGAAAUAUAGUGGUUAUGUUCUAGAAUAUCUAAUGAAUAUAUUAGGAAUCACAAUAAGCAUCUUCCAGUAAUAGUUAAUGCUUUAUAUAAUAUAUAUAAUUUAUUUUUUUAUUUUAGUACCAAGUUUGUUUGUUUUUAUAAGAUUUUUACUUUCAGUUUUAAUGUUUAACUCCAUAUUGGAUCAGCCAUCAUCUAACACUCACUUAAAGUUUAAAAACACUAAUAAUUUAAUAACACUGUUAAAUGUAUUCUCGAAAUGAAUAUCCAUUUUUCAUAUUGUACAUUUUGUGAUGCCUAAAUUCACAUGAAAAGUGUAUUUUAUACUGUUGAUUUUAGUUUUUAGUGUUUUUUUUUUUAUUAUUUAUUCAGAAAAAGUGCAUAGAGUUUUAAUUUUGGGCAUGAAAAUAUUGUAUCAGCCAUUUUACUAUCUAUAUAUUCCUAGUAUACAUUUUACACCAAGGUCCCCAACCUAUUAAUUAUACUGUACUUUUAUCCCUCACAGUCUCGUUUUCAUUCACAUCAAAUUUGAUACAGCAUCUACCUUGAUUAAGGUCCUUAAACACAAAUUCUUCUCACUUUUCCUUGUACUUCACAUCCCGACAGCAAUCGCAGACUCAAUCUACUUGUGCUUUUUAAAUACUUGAAAAACAUUGUUUACGCAGGCACAGAUAUCUGUACAAAGCACUCUUAAUGGCUCGACUCACAACCCACAGGCUUCAGAAUAUGCCACUUCUGCACACGGGGUUGCCAUGGUUACAGGUCCUCCAAGCGGCUCAGACAAGGAGAGACAAUGCCGUCGCACCGAGAACAAACCUGGCACACCUCUAGACAGGAAGCAGAGGUAGAACCAGAGCACUUGAACUUGGAAAUGGAAGCUUCGGACUGAACUCUGAGAGGAAAUGCAUGUCUGAGGUGGCCUUCGAACACUAAACACACUGACUGUCACUCUGUUGUGCUGCUGUACCUUUGUUUGGCUGUCUUUUGGAAGCAAAUCUCUCGGUGGACUCGCAGACGGUCAUCACACAAGUUAUCUACCAUGUUUAUAUGCCACUUUAGCAAACCAUAUACUCUACUGUAUCAUACUAUAUAUUUAUGAUCUGCUGUUAUAUAUCGGCUGGCCCCGACUUAUAGCAUUUGUACAUUUGUGUUGGAAGGUGUGUGGGUGUGCAUGGAAAACUAAUGUGGUUGCCUCAUCUCAACACAAUCUCUGCAGGGUGUUUGAAUAUACCAAGAAAAGGCAUCUAAAGGAAUAUUCCUGGUUCAAAAUCAGUUCAUUUCUAUUCACAGCUUCUGUGGCUUGGUGUUAGUUACCACAGUCAGUAAUUUUCACUCUUGAUGGAAGUCUGUGGGACAAGGCAAUGGAGUGUUUUCAGGCAGAAAUGUGCAACUUGGAUUCUUGUUAAGGUGCUUAUAUUAUUUCUUCCAUACAAGAAAUGUGUCUAUAAAGUUAAGUAAAAAAAAGUUAAGUGUGAGACUUUUCUAGGAGCACAUCUUCUGGUAAUUCCUGAGGGUGGAUUUGGCUCUGUGUAAACAAACCCUUUUUUGCUGUACUUAAACUUAUCUUACAAAAGUUACAAGGUUUAUGGACUUCACACGGUCAAGAGUUAAAGGAUUAGUCCACUUUCAAAUAAAAUUUUCCUGAUUAUAUACUCACCCCCAUGUCAAAGAUGUUCAUGUCUUUCUUUCUUCAGUCGAAAAGAAAUUAAGGUUUUUGAUGAAAACAUUC